Messenger RNA from Suillus paluster, 1155 nucleotides. RefSeq lists its product as uncharacterized. The transcript has 4 exons. Bases 1 to 1155 code for a protein of 384 amino acids. The record is from RefSeq and is a predicted model, not a curated record. NCBI's taxonomy places the organism in Eukaryota, Fungi, Basidiomycota, Agaricomycetes, Boletales, Suillaceae.
AUGGCCCAGGCUGAGAGUUUGAAUCCCAGCGGCGGUUCUGAUGAUUGGCCACAGUGUCUGCCCCCAUCCUUUUCCAAUUACCAUGAUCAAAGUUAUACCGCCAGUUCUCGUGCUGACAACCAGCCGUUGUCAUCUUUUUAUAAUUACCCCCUGUUUGCAAAUAACAACUUCAUCACUACUAGUAUGCAACCUGCGGCAGAAGGCCGUCACCCUUCCAUCACUGUCAGGUCUGGCGACGGAUCACCAGCGCCAUUUUCCUCCCACCCAUCUCUUUUUUCCAACUCGUUCCAUCUGUACGAUGCUCACAGCGGCCCAUCCGAAAACAUCAAUACACCUUAUAUCGACUCUACGGCCUCAUAUGAUCCAUCCUUUGCUUCCUGCUUCAACAACUUGGAUGACCAUCAGCCACAUGAUAUCAUGGUGUGCAUCGACGGCAUGUCUACUUUACCUCCCGGAGCAGAUGACAUCCCAUCUCUAGGAGAACCGGUACCUUUUGAUGAGCCAUUUCGUCUCGAUGAGAUACUACGUCUCAGAGAGCUAGAGCCUCUCAAACCUCUGUUACCCGUCGGUGAACCUUCCUCUCUUCCGACCCAUCUGAAGUCCAGUAGGUCACGAGCUCGCCCCUCAAAAUCAUCGGAACUGCAAUUCCAUCCAUAUGCCGGUGUGUCUCAGUCGAAGCUGAGGUGUUUUGCUGCAAUCACCAAGGAUACUCCAGAUACUCGGGCUGAGCCUUCACAGUCUACACUACAGCCCAUUGGACCCUCGGUAUAUGACAACGAUAAUGAAACUCACCAAAGAAUAUUCAAGGACGUGCAAGAAACCCUCAUUAAGGACGCAGUGAAUAUCACUCCCUUCUUGUCCGAGUGGGAAAAAAAACAAGGCAUUCAGCAGGUGCUAAUCGAUGCUGCAUCCCACUAUGAUCCAACUCUCAAGAGCUUGUUUUGUACAGCGUCUGCAGCUGUGAAGUGCGCCCUGCAGGAGUGUUCGACAGGGCAGGAAUUCAAGUUUGGUGUCACAGAUUUCAAACCUGUGUAUGACUCAUUCAGUGAUUACAUAGAUACGCAGAUUGUCCUGUACCCAGAGCUGUUGGCUCGGUGGAAGGAGUACACUCUAUGUGUCUUGGCUACAUUGAGAGACAUAUCGUUACUUGGAUAG